This is a messenger RNA of Fusarium oxysporum Fo47, 2134 nucleotides long. Its product is annotated as Zn(II)2Cys6 transcription factor. Gene Ontology annotation, molecular function: zinc ion binding; DNA-binding transcription factor activity, RNA polymerase II-specific. Gene Ontology annotation, biological process: regulation of DNA-templated transcription. The transcript is spliced from 7 exons. Gene Ontology annotation, cellular component: nucleus. The record is from RefSeq and is a predicted model, not a curated record. Lineage: Eukaryota; Fungi; Ascomycota; Sordariomycetes; Hypocreales; Nectriaceae. Bases 1 to 2061 code for a protein of 686 amino acids.
AUGGAAGACACACGACCUACCAAACGCGCACGGCAAGCUUGCGAGCCAUGUCGUCGCAAGAAGUCCAAGUGCCCUGGAGAAAAGCCCAUAUGCUCGUACUGCGAACGCCUCGGUCAGAAUUGUGUAUAUGAAUCAGGCUCUGAUGGCCAAGGUCAAAGAGUUCGUUCGGAUAGAUCAUUGGAGCUUCGCAUGGAAACCCUGGAAGAGAAAUUGGACUUGUUUAUCGACCGUCUCGAUCCAGUGAUCCACGAUUCACGCCGGCGCUCAGCGUCGCAACAGGGAGGAGGACAUACACCGAGUUCCAUGGUCGGCCAGGAUGAGAUGGCAGAAACUAGUGAGAUUGUAGACCCAAGACAAGCGUCGGGCCCAUCAUCACUCGUCGAGCCCAGAAGUGAUGAACUAGCCUCUCUAUAUCUAACCUGGCUCCAUCGGCAACCUUUGGUCCUCUUCAACGCCGAAGCAUUUGCAGAGUCACUGCCGAGUAGAGAGACAGAGUUGAUCUUGGUACUACAAGCAUUAUGUCUCCGAUUUCCUCCUCGGCUAUUGAGUCAACAAUAUCGCCAACGUCUCCAUGCCAUGGCACAAGCCUCGAGGGAAAUCGCGAUGAACAAGGUCUUCGGUAGCCGGGUCGACUGUUCCGUCUUGCAAACGCUGUGUCUACUAAGUCUUUUUGAACAUGCAGAGCCAGAAGGAAAUACUGUCCAAGCAGGCCUAUAUCUCAGUAAUGCGAUUCAGUUACUGAGCGGCAUUCCGAAAGGGAGUUUUCUCGGCGAUGCUGUCGAGUUCAAUAACUGCAUCCGAAGUAUAUUCGUGCUUCAUCACUUGCAGGGCAGUGUUUCCUCUAGUGUGUGGCCCACUGCCAUGUCACAUGGAGAGGACUCAUCACUCGGAACAGCAGCGUGCUCGGCAUGGUUGCUUCCGCCAGAGAAGUCAGUACCAUGCGAUAUGGAUCGAGGGAUCAUGAAGUAUACCAUGCCUCUUGCUCAAGUUUGGCGAGCAGUCAGAGUUUACGCUUCCCGCCGCGUUUUCUCGGACACCUUGCCCCCGUGGAAUCCACGUUCCGAUUACUCUCAGGUUACAUAUCGCCACCUCGAGAUCGAUUGUAGUGUACCACUCAAGUACCGGUUCUCUGCUAACCAAAUCGACAAGCAGACACCUGAAACUUUGCAACAAAACAGAGGGUAUUGGGGUCCCUACCUGUUCACCCAGUUCGUCUAUGCUUCCAUUCCUGUUAUUCUCAAUCACCCAUUUCUUUUAUCAAUGCGACUACGGAACUUCCGACAUACCAUGCCUCAGUCAUUUGUCAAUAGCUCCUUUGAUGCGAUUACUCGACACAUCGGAUGGAUCAUGUAUCAUCUUGAAAUAUUGGAAAAAAUGGAUUAUCGAGUGUCUGAUCCAACGUUGGCUCAUAUUAUUGUGGUAGUUGCCACCAUUCACCUACAACAUAGUUUCGUUGAAGACUUAACUCUACGAGAGAAAGCUCAGGUUGGAUUUGAGAAAUGCCUUGAGUUCUUGAGGUGCAUGGGUCUGACAUGGCAUGCUGUCGCGGUCAUGCAUGAAAAUCUACGAAAGCUGCAGCAGAGCAUACAAGUUGUACCUCUAGCCAGCGAAGAGCCUGGGCUUGGAAGACCAACACAGCAAAAGUUCACCAUCGAUACGAGACUUCUCUGGGAUAUACUGUCUUAUGAGCAAGCUGGUAGGCCGGAUGCACGCGCCGAUGAAUCUGUUUACAGCGGCCUAGCAUCAACUAACCAGGACACGGGAAGAGGCGGUAACGAACCUGGCGAAGGCUAUGAUUUGGUCGGAUCAGCUGGUAUUAUAGGGCACAAGACUGUUCCAAAGGACACGCCACUAUACGCCCCGGGUGAGGGUGAAAUGAGCCACCCUAUAAGAGGCCGUGUUCCAUCUGAUGCUUCGGGACUGCUAGGGUCUCUCCAACAGAAUAUUCAGGAGGGGUUUGGAUCGGCUAUGGAACCGGAUAACAUAUUUCCGCAAGUGCACGACUUUGGAAGGGCUAUUGAUGAGUGGCUUAGCCUUGACUGGGGAAACACAAUGCUUUGAUGUAUUGAGGCAGGCAUCACAUUCUCUGUACAGGUGUCAUAUGCGUUUAAUACAAAUUGGUAACUGACUCCUA